Molecule: messenger RNA, 1950 nt
Organism: Punctularia strigosozonata HHB-11173 SS5
Lineage: Eukaryota; Fungi; Basidiomycota; Agaricomycetes; Corticiales; Punctulariaceae
Exons: 4
Coding region: 1-1950 (649 amino acids)
Source: RefSeq, a predicted model, not a curated record
AUGGGCCCGGCGUGGACGCAGCCUCCGCUCAAGCCGCUCCUGUCCGACCUCCUCGACCGCUCCUCCCGAUCCCGAUCCAAAUCCAAGUCCAGACCCAAGUCGAAGAAGACGACGAACAAGAAGAAGCAGAAACCCGGCUCUUCUCCCCAGUCACCUCUCGCCGCCGCCUCCUCCUCCUCCUCCCACCCCCCUCCCGAAUCGCACGUCGACCUCCCCUCCGGCCUCCUCCUCGCCAACCCCUCCGCGCCCCAACACCCGCUCCACGCCCUCAUCGCCUCCGCCGAGCGCGCCUGGUCCGCCACGCUCGCCCGCCAGUCCAAAUCGCUCGACGAGGCCGCGGCCGAGUACCGCCGGCGCUACGGCGGCCGCGCCCCGCCGCGCGGGUUCGACCGCUGGUGGGACUACGUCGAGGCGCACGACGUCCGCCUACCCGACGAGUACGACCAGAUCGAGGACGACCUCGCGACGUUCCGCGCGCUGAGCCCGCGCCAGCUGCAGGAGAUCGUCGGAGCGUGGGAGGGCCAUAAGGAGACGUUCACGAUCGGAAAGCUGGGCAGCUGGCGCGGGGCGGGGAUCAACAUCGUGAACGCGACGCUGAACGGCGGACCAGGCGACCCGAAUUGGGAGAUGCACGUCCGCGGCGCGCGCGCGCUCAUCGCGCUCUUGAAGGACGUCGAGCAGUGGAUCCCGCCUUUCCGCGCCGUUUUCAGUCCGCACGAUAACCCGAACCUGCUCGCGAGCUGGCGCCUGCGCGAGGAGGCGAAGAAGGCCGUCGCCGAGGGUCGCUACCUCGACAUCCACGACCUCCCGCCGCACGAGAACAUCGGCUGGCUGUCCGCCUGCGCCCCGACCUCGCCCGCGCGCGCGCUCGCCACGCCCUUCCCGCCCUCGUCCGAGUCGUACGAGACCUCGUUCCCGGACCUGUCCGCGCCGAACCGGACCCGGACCUUCGUCCGCUCGCACCUCGCCGCGAUGGACCCGUGCACGCACCCGUCCCUCUUCACCUCCCACGGCCAGUUCCUCUCGCACCACGCCGGGCCCGGGCUCGAGAGCCCGCCGCUGGUCCCGCAGUUCUCGUACUCGACGAGCGCGGCGCACGCCGAUCUCAGGCCGGCCGGCGUCGGGGGCUGGGUGGAGGACGUGGAGGGCGAUCUGGGGUGGGAGGAGAAGGAGAGGAGGGACGAGGAGGAGGCGGGGAGGGGCGGGGAGAGGAGGGCGGGGAAGCUGUUGUGGAGGGGGAGCAAUACGGGGAUAUGGUGCGGGGGGGAUCAUCGGUGGUGGGAGGCGCAGCGCGAGCGGUUGGUGAUGAUGGCAGAGGAGGGGGAGGGCGUCGUGAGCCUCAUGGUCGCCAACUCGUCUUCCUCCGAGGGAGAAGGACAAGGACAAGGGUGGCGUGGAGAGGGCCAGGGGUGGCACGUGGUCGAGGUGGAACGGCGCGCGCUCCGGGACGCGCUCCUCGACGUCCACUUUGCGGGCGGGCCGAUGCAGUGCGCGGAGGAGGUGUGUCCGGUGUUGGAAGACAUGUUCGACUGGCGGGAGAAUAUGGACACGCGCGAGGCGGGGAGGUACAAGUACGUGAUGGACGUCGACGGCAACGGCUGGUCCUCGCGCUUCAAGCGCCUCAUCACCUCCCACGCGGUCGUGCUCAAGGCGACGGUCUACCCCGAGUGGUUCUCGCGCCGGAUCCAGCCGUGGGUCCACUUCGUGCCGGUGAAGAACGACUACUCGGACGUGAUGGACAUCAUGGCGUUCUUUACCGGGUACGGGGGAGGGGAGGAUAACGAUCAUCUGGCGAGGAAGAUCGCGGAGGCGGGGAGGGAGUGGAGUCGGACGAUGUGGCGGAAGGAGGAUUUGACGGCGUACAUGUUCCGGAUGUUGCUCGAGUACGCGCGCUUGAUGAGCCUGGACCGCGACCAGAUGGACUUCCAGGACAUCGAGGACCAGUGGUGA